GUAAUCAGCGCUUUGAUCGCCUUCUGGCAGCAGCUCGAGGAGGAAGCUUGGUUGCUCCGGCAGAUUUGCGCUUCCUUCGAAAGGAGGCACCGGACCCUGCCCAGACAUCAGUGACUGGGCGUAUAGUUUCAUACUUGCAGAACAUCUAUGAUUCAAUCGCCGAGACUCUCCCCGACUUUCGGGAUUGCGAUGACAUCCGUACUACUUUGGCCUCCAGGGGAAGUGAGGAAAUCGAGGACACUUAUGCCAAAGCCUUGAGCGAGGGCACUCACAACAAAGACGAAGAAGUUAUCAACGAGCUCUUGAAGCCAACCGCCAAGAAGAAGCGCAAACUGAGAUCCGUGGUGGUGGAUGCUCACAAGCAGGUUCCCCUAGAGGAACGGUGGCUGCCCCCGGGCGCUACAAUGAAAGACUACUGGGAGCAAAUGUGCUUAUCAGACCCGGCUGAGGCUGUAUCGUUCUCUGCCUUCUGGAAG
This is a messenger RNA of Durusdinium trenchii, 476 nucleotides long. The record is from the annotation of a GenBank genome assembly. Lineage: Eukaryota; Dinophyceae; Suessiales; Symbiodiniaceae.